This is a messenger RNA of Kuraishia capsulata CBS 1993, 1599 nucleotides long. RefSeq lists its product as uncharacterized. The record is from RefSeq and is a predicted model, not a curated record. Bases 1 to 1599 code for a protein of 532 amino acids. NCBI's taxonomy places the organism in Eukaryota, Fungi, Ascomycota, Pichiomycetes, Pichiales, Pichiaceae. The transcript has 3 exons.
AUGACACAGUAUCCUGCUGUUAGCAGGAACCUCAUUCUUUGCUUCGAUGGAACUCAUAAUCAGUUUGAAUCCUUGCCAUUUACAAACGUUUUGAAGCUCUUUCGAAUGUUAGAAAAGGACAAUGACAAUCAAAUAUGUUACUACCAACCUGGAAUUGGUGCUGCAAUGACGGCCGAAUUUGGAAGGCUCACCGAAGGGGCAUAUCUUACAAAGGCAUACGCUACUGGAAUGGAAUAUAUCGAUACUCUAAUUGCUUACUCAUUGGAUGCACACAUAAUUGAUGCUUAUACCUGGCUCAUGAAGUUCUACAAGGAAGGGGAUAAAAUCUACAUGUUUGGUUUCAGUCGAGGAGCAUUCACUGCACGUGUUCUUGCAGGAAUGAUUGAAAGGGUUGGACUUCUAAAUUCCGGGCUUGAGAAUAUGGUAUCCACUGCUUGGAAGGUCCACAGGACUUGGGAACAUGACGGGCAACCAGAUGAGAAUUACGGUUCUGACGAAGUUGCUAACGAGUUUAAAACAACGUUCUCCAGACCAAAUGUGUGUAUCCACUUCAUGGGUUUGUGGGACUCCAUCAACUCUGUUGGUAUUGUGAGGGAUCGCUUAUUCCCAUAUUCUUCCUGGAGCGAUACUGUGAAGCAUGUUCGUCAUGCAGUCAGCAUGGACGAAAGGAGAGGCAAGUUCAAGCAGAAUCUGUUCGUUCCUAUAUCGUACACUCAACCAUUGUACCCUUUGACAUGUAAGCAGAAGGUAAUAACAUGUCCACGAAAGCGUUCUCAGUCAUUUUUCCAAAAACUUUUUGGAAGAGACCUAUCGGGCUCGGAACAUAGCAUGGCCGUUACCGAUGCUGAUCAUAUCAGUACCGACCUGGUUGAACUCUGGUUUCCAGGAUGUCAUGGAGACAUUGGAGGAGCAUGGCCUGAGGAUUUCAAUGGCCAAAACAUGGCAAAUGUGGCUCUGAGAUGGAUGCUUGCAUCUGCAAUUGAGUUUGGGGUUAUAUUCAAGAAAAACGCAAUUCACGAAUUUGCAGACCAACAUCCUUCAUUGGAUUCACUCCUUUCAUGUCACCAUGAUCCACUAUGGACAUUUCGAAAUGUUCCGAUGAAUCAUCCGGAUGCUGAUCCCUGGAUGACGCCUCACCAUCAUAGACAUUUUGUGCCAACAAGUGAAGAUGACCAGAAGCAUACGGCAGCUUUUCCCUCAUCAAAAACACUUGACGGGCCCCCAGCCGAGCCAAUCAAAAACUUUGAUAGCAGAGGAGAUGACUCGUUUUUGAGAUCAUUAUUUUGGUGGCUUCUGGAAAUAAUUCCAAUUGGUGUGUUUAUUGAGGACGAGAGCCAGAAAUGGCGAAGAGUGUAUGUACCCAAUUUGGGGAGAAGAAGACUCAUCCCGCAAGGUGCACAAGCGCACUGGAGUUUCUACUGGAGACGGCAUUAUGUUUCGGAUUACGAAGGUCCCGAUAAUCUUCCAAAAGAGAUCGAGGAAGAAUGGGAACGUCUUAACCUUGAACUUCAGCCUUCUGACAAACCUUCAGUCUCUCAGAGCUGGUCCGACAUUCCAGACGAUCUUGCUAAGUGGCUACAAUUAUACCCCGAUAUUUAA